Molecule: messenger RNA, 2140 nt
Organism: Cajanus cajan (pigeon pea)
Lineage: Eukaryota; Viridiplantae; Streptophyta; Magnoliopsida; Fabales; Fabaceae
Source: RefSeq, a predicted model, not a curated record
AUUCUUGGUUCCCAAUUUCUGUCCUCUCAUCCUAUCCAUAAGAGAUAGUCUGUCUUGAUCAUGGGUUUCAAUUCGGUCUAUAGAAGCUUGCAGGAGAUAUUUCCACAGGUUGAUGCCCGGUUACUGAGGGCUGUUGCAAUUGAACACCCAAAGGAUGCUGAUAUAGCUGUUGGAAUUGUUCUUGCAGAAGUCAUCCCGUUCAUAUCCAAAAAAUUACCUCCUGCAACUGUACAGGACAACAACCAUGGAGCCCCACUAAAUGUUGAAGUUGAAAGCGAGGAGGAAUGCAAUAGGUUGAGGCACCAUCAGCUUGUUGAUGACAUAGAUGUGGGGCCUUCUUCUGCUCCACAUUCUAUAUCUGUAGAAAUUACCAAAUCUGCUGAUCAGUCUUUUGGACUGAAUCUGAAUGUGGCUCUGGACAAGUCUACAUUGUCAAAUGGCAGUAAUUCAAAUGAGGCUACUGAUAAAUUUAUUGGAAUGGAUGAUAAGGAGCUAAAUGUUUUUCAGAAUGCUGAAGAUAACUUUGAUGAAGAGACUUUAAACAAGAUUGCUCAGGAGACGUCAAAUGAAUUUAGUCAGGAAGAUAAUGAAAAUUUUGGUCAGAGACAACUUCAAGCUGAUGUUGAUUGUGAAAAUUUGACUUCUUCUGGUAUAUGUCCAGAGAUGGAAAAUGGGCAUAAUUACCUUAGCAAGGAGGCUGCUGCCACUAAUAACAAUGGCAAUAUAAUUGGAAACCAUUUAACCGAAGAGUGGGUAGAGUUUGUAGUUCCUUCAGCUGAUGAUUACGAUGCCACUACAAGUCACAGAAUGGAAGAAUGCCAAAUAAACUUCUUUGGGGUGGAAAUUUCUGGGGAUCAAGAAGUUUGUCAUGUUCAAGAGAAUACACUAAAUUCUAAAGAUAGUGUUCAAUCAGAAUUGGAUGCUGCUUCUUCUAGUGCUGGUGGUAAAACAAGUGAUGUUGAAUAUGAUAUCGGUGGGAAGAAUGCAGUUAGCCAAUAUAGUCAAGUAUGCAGGAUUGAUCAGCUUGAGGAAAUCAUUGAUGAGGCAAAAACUAACAAGAGAACCUUGUUUUCAUCAAUGGAAUCUCUUAUCAACUUAAUGAGAGAAGUGGAACUUCAGGAGAAAGCUGCAGAGCAGGCCAAUAUGGAGGCUGCUACAGGAGGGUCUAAUAUUCUGGCCAGGAUAGAAGAGUAUAAAACAAUGCUGGUGCAAGCUAAAGAAGCAAAUGACAUGCAUGCAGGAGAAGUUUAUGGAGAAAAAGCAAUUCUUGCGACUGAACUGAAGGAACUUCAAUCACGCUUGCUCAGCUUGUCUGAUGAAAGGGAUAAAUCUCUUGCAAUUCUUGAUGAGAUGCGCCAAAUUCUUGAAGCUAGACUAGCUGCAGCAGAAGAUUUGAGGAAAGCAGCUGAGCAUGAAAAGCUGGAAAAGGAAGAAUUAUCAAGACAGGCUCUUGUUGAACAGGAAGCACUGGUGGAGAAGGUACUACAUGAAUCUGGAAGACUACAGCAGGAGGCAGAAGAGAAUUCAAAGUUGCGGGAAUUUUUGAUGGAUCGCGGGCGCGUUGUUGAUAUGUUGCAAGGAGAAAUAUCUGUUAUUUGUCAGGAUAUUAGGCUUCUUAAAGAGAAAUUUGAUGCAAAUCUUCCGUUGAGUAAAUCUUUCACCUCAAGCCAGACUACUUGCAAGUUAGCUUCAUCAGGUUCGUCCCACAAAAGCUUGGCAUCCUCGAUUGCAAGUGAUUCAUCUGAGAUCGGGAAGGCAAGCCGGACAGCCUCGAUUGAAAGCCUUCAUUCCAAAAGUGGACACGCUGAGGAAAAAUCCAAAGCUGAUCAGAAUGCCCUUGAUGAUGGAUGGGAUAUUUUUGAGAAAGAUGCAGAGCUGAAUUCCGGAUAUUACUGACUUUUUGUUUUGCUGAGAGGGGGAAAAAACAUAGGAUUUGGUACUAUUGUGUAUACAACAAAAUAAACCUUAGAAUCCUUGGAUGUCACUGAUUAGUUGCGAGCUAGUUAUGUUUUGCUUUAUGUUUCAGUAGAAUACUAGCAUUUAAUGCACAACUUUUGUAUACGUCCUCUCGAGGUCGGGUUCUCGUUGUUUUCCAGAUUUUGUAUAGAAAACGUAAUGGGCAUGACUUCAGUUCUUUCCA